AUGCAAGAUGUCGCUAGCCGUUUCGAGCCCAACAAAGUUUCAAAACGGUCCCUGACGCCAAACUCAUAUGUUGCAAUUCCUUCUCCGUUGAAGCGGUUGGCUGUCGGUGCCUCCGGGGGACCAGACAUCUUCGACCAUAGGAGCCUGCCUCAGAUGUCAUUCGAGCCCAGCUUUCCAGCGGAUCUCGUCCCGACUUCAAGGCAGAAGUACCCUCCCACAGGCUUCCCGCAGUCUCCGCACACUCCGCUGAGCCCAUCUGAUGACAUUGUCGAGAUACCGGAGACACCGCCGACCUCAUCAACGCAAACAGUCACGCAUGUUUCUGUGGCAGAGUCCGAGGCGCCAGACUUCUGGAUGGAAUACGUAGAUCUAGACAACGUAGGAGGCGAGAGUUUCGUACCCGUGGAGAAAACUUUCGGUGAAUACCACGAUGCCGCAUCUGAGACCUUGUCUAAUGUAGAUGAAGAUUCCGGUAAGCCAUUUCCUGAGCUCAACGUCGAUCGCCUCGCCCAAUCGUCAUCCAAGAGUGAAGAUAAUGUCGAAGAAGACUAUGGCCUCGAGGGCUUUGACGAAGAAGAGAUGGUACAGCUUCUUGAAGAUACUGGGGACAAGCCUCUCUGCUUCCCUCCCUCAAGCAUCAUACAGAAGAUGGACUGCGAUUCGAGAUCGGCCUCAAGCUUCGACUCCAAAUUACAGUUUUCCGAGCCUGAUCUGAACACGAGCGAAGCUUCAAAGACCGAUCUGACUGAACCUGAUCUUCUUGAUGACGAGGUCGACUGGGACCUUGUCACAGAAUGCUUAGCAACUGCGGCCGGCGCCUCUCCGGAUCAUGAGGCUAGAUCGAAUGUUGGAAGUAACAACAAGGAAGCACCGAAAGAGCAUUGGAAUCCGACGCCCUUAGUCAGACCCCCUUUCCCCGACAAAAUGAGAGACCGCUCAGUGGUCGUUGGACUCUCCUCAGCGAUAGUGACGCGCACUUGUUUCAGGGUUGGAGAGCUCCUCAAUGCCCAAGCUAAAUGUAGCCGGGAGCAGCAGGAUGUUUUCUUUGAGCUUUUCGCGAGAGUCGUCUACUCUAACCGGGAGAACGUUGCCAGAUGGCGUAUUCAGGGGCUGGAAGAGUGGUGGGCCUGUGGAUGA
This is a messenger RNA of Colletotrichum fioriniae, 1137 nucleotides long. NCBI's taxonomy places the organism in Eukaryota, Fungi, Ascomycota, Sordariomycetes, Glomerellales, Glomerellaceae. The record is from RefSeq and is a predicted model, not a curated record.